GGAGAAAACUGUUCGGUGGCCAGAAUGGUCAUUCCCCCGGGCUCUCUCCACAGCCUCCGAAAACUUGCCAAUUCGUCCACUGGAAAUUUUGAAAGUUCAUGCGAAGUCUCGCCGUCUUCGCUUGCCGGGAAUGUCACCAUCACAAGGUAAAUGGCCAUUUCCAGGCGAUCGCACCAAAGUACCGCCACCUUCUACCGCAGAGGACCGGGAUUUCAAUGCUUCUCAACUUGAGUCCGGCAUGUGCCUAACUCUCUACCAGCCGCUCCCUGUUGGGACCAGCAUGAGCCAAGGUUUCAGUAUCCCCCAUUGGCGCGAGCGUGAAGGCGUCCUACGCUACCAACAUGACAGCCAAGGUGGGCAGCAACGUCGGCUUAAAGUGUUUCGUCCAGCAAAACUCUCUCAUGUUGUCUACGUAUUGGCAGCAAGCGUUGACACGGGAAACCCAGGCUACUAGUAACCUCCAGAACCUCCCCAUGUCACCUCAAGAUAUCAAAUGCAAGUUCAACCAUGUCGGCGUCGCCGUAGAUGAUCUCGAUGCCGCGGUCAAAUGGUACACGGACACGCUCGGUCUACAUCAGAUAAUCGCCCCUGCCCAUAUGAACAGAAAACAAGAUCCCAAUGGUAUCGUCUUUCGAGUCUACGGAUCAGACCUUCACGAGGUCAAGGUCGCCUACCUAGGCUUCGAGAAUCAGAUUGGGUUUGAGAUCUUUCAAUUCGUGGAUCCACCACACCACGGCGGCACGGUAGCGUGUCCGGCACGCUUCGACGCCCAAGCAUGGACGCGUGGGGGCUUCUUUCAUAUCGCCGUGACCGCAGCGGAGCCCGAGACACUGGCGCAAAAGGUACAGACCGCUGGAGGAAAGCGCGUUGGUAAAUCUGUGACGCUACCAAACGGCGAGACGGCUUUAUAUGUGCAAGAUCCCUGGGGCAAUGUCAUUGAGGUCUGCUCCGCCGAUUUCAAACGCUUGAUCACUUCUUGACUGCGAUGAUGAAAAAAUCAGGUAGCUUGAUGC
Messenger RNA from Exophiala viscosa, 1013 nucleotides. Its product is annotated as Glyoxalase/Bleomycin resistance protein/Dihydroxybiphenyl dioxygenase. The record is from RefSeq and is a predicted model, not a curated record. Gene Ontology annotation, molecular function: methylmalonyl-CoA epimerase activity. The transcript is spliced from 2 exons. Bases 342 to 980 code for a protein of 212 amino acids. NCBI's taxonomy places the organism in Eukaryota, Fungi, Ascomycota, Eurotiomycetes, Chaetothyriales, Herpotrichiellaceae. Gene Ontology annotation, biological process: L-methylmalonyl-CoA metabolic process.